AUGGCAACAACCUAUCGUUCACAAACUGUACGUCUUGAACCAACAUCACGUGUGGUUCCUACGAAUUAUACUUAUGAUCAACCAAAUAUACUUCGACAACAACAACAACAACAACCUCAAGUAAACAUUGUUGUAACAGAACCUGGUCAAGAUGUAUGGCAAUUUGAACAUCCAUGGUCAACUACACUUUGUUCAUGUUGUACAAACAUGAAACUAUGUUGUUUUGCUUUCUUUUGUCCAUGUUGUUUUGAAUAUAAGUUAUACAAACAGGCCGGAGAGAAUAUAUGUGGAUGUAUGUGUCCUGGUUCACGAUUUGCAUUAAGAACAAAAAUUCGUACAGCAUUUCGUAUUGAAGGUGAUCUAUGUAAUGAUUGUUGUGUUUCGACAUUUUGUCCAUGUUGUAGCGCGAUUCAAAUGGCUCGCGAAUUAUAUUAUCAAGGUCUUUAA
Molecule: messenger RNA, 447 nt
Organism: Rotaria sordida
Lineage: Eukaryota; Metazoa; Rotifera; Eurotatoria; Philodinida; Philodinidae
Source: the annotation of a GenBank genome assembly